Messenger RNA from Coregonus sp. 'balchen', 6148 nucleotides. The record is from the annotation of a GenBank genome assembly. Lineage: Eukaryota; Metazoa; Chordata; Actinopteri; Salmoniformes; Salmonidae.
AGUUCUGUAGGAUAUGAUUAAGUGGGAUGGAUGAAAACAAUGGAUGUGGGGAGCUGGACUAUUUGCUGCAAGAUGAACACUCACUCAUAGAGGGAGUCAGCAACCCUGUCCUGUUUGUGGUCGUUCUCAGUGUCACGUUCCUGUGUGGACUGGUGACUCUGCUCUGCAGGUCUAGUAAUUAUUGACAUUCUUAUGGGAAUACAUGGUGUUAUGAUGUUUUUGUAACCAGUUAUUAACUUUUUUUUAAAAUGUUUAUUACUUUCCUAAAUUAUACAUAUAAGCUCAGCAAAAAAAGAAACGUCCCUUUUUCAGGACCCUGUCUUUCAAAGAUAAUAUGUACAAAACCAAAUAACUUCACAGAUCUUCAUUGUAAAGGGUUUAAACACUGAUUCCCAUGCUUGUUCAAUGAACCAUAAACAAUUAAUGAACAUGCACCUGUGGAACGGUCAUUAAGACACUAAAAGCUUACAGACGGUAGGCAAUUAAGGUCACAGUUAUGAAAACUUAGGACACUAAAGAGGCCUUUCUACUGACUCUGAAAAACACCAAAAGAAAGAUGCCCAGGGUCCCUGCUCAUCUGUGUGAACGUGCCUUAGGCAUGCUGCAAGGAGGCAUGAGGACUGCAGAUGUGGCCAAGGCAAUAAAUUGCUAUGUCCGUACUGUGAGACGCCUAAGACAGCGCUACAGGGAGACAGAACGGACAGCUGAUCGUCCUCGCAGUGGCAGACCACGUGUAACAACACCUGCACAGGAUCAGUACAUCCGAACAUCACGCCUGCAGUACAGUUACAGGAUGGCAACAACAACUGCCCGAGUUACACCAGGAACGCACAAUCCCUCCAUCAGUGCUCAGACUGUCCGCAAUAGGCUGAGAGAGGCUGGACUGAGGGCUUGUAGGCCUGCUGUAAGGCAGGUCCUCACCAGACAUCACCGGCAACAACGUCGCCUAUGGGCACAAACCCACCGUCGCUGGACCAAACAGGACUGGCAAAAAGUGCUCUUUACUGACGAGUCGUGGUUUUGUCUCAUGGUCGGAUUCGCGUUUAUCAUUGAAGGAAUGAGCGUUACACCGAGGCCUGUACUCUGGAGCGGGAUCGAGGUGGAGGUUCUGUCAUGGUCUGGGGCAGUGUAUCACAGCAUCACCGGACUGAGCUUGUUGUCAUUGCAGGUAAACUCAGCACUGUGCGUUACAGGGAAGACAUCCUCCUCCCUCAUUUGGUACCCUUCCUGCAGGUUCAUCCUGACAUGACCCUCCAGCAUUACAAUGCCACCAGCCAUACUGCUUGUUCUGUGUGUGAUUUCCUGCAAGACAGGAAUGUCAGUGUUCUGCCAUGGCCAGCGAAGAGCCCGGAUCUCAAUCCCAUUGAGCACGUCUGGCACCUGUUGGAUCUGAGGGUGAGGGCUAGGGCCAUUCCCCCCAGAAAUGUCCGGGAACUUGCAGAUGCCUUGGUGGAAGAGUGGGGUAACAUCUCACAGCAAGAACUGGCAAAUCUGGUGCAGUCCAUGAGGAGGAGAUGCACUGCAGUACUUAAUGCAGCUGGUGGCCACACCAGAUACUGACUGUUACUUUUGAUUUUGACCCUCCCGUUUGUUCAGGGACACAUUAUUCAAUUUCUGUUAGUCACGUCUGUUGAACUUGUUCAGUUUAUGUCUGUUGUUGAAUCUUGUUAUGUUCAUACAAAUAUUUACACAUGUUAAGUGUGCUGAAAAUAAACGCAGUUGACAGUGAGAGGACGUUUUCUUUUUUUUGCUGAGUUUAUUUGUUUUCAACUGAUAUGCCAGUGAAUAUUGUAGUUGGCAAGUUGUAGGUGUGUUUUUAAUAUCUGAACCUAAAGAUGUUUUUGAUUCUACACAUCUCUUUCUGAAGAAAUGAGCAGCAUGACAUCCACCCAGAGAGCCAGGAACAUGUCCGUGCCGUCCGGCAGCAGCUGCAGUCCGAAUCUCAGGUGAGAAGAUCUGGCACUGUAACUGUCCCUUGGCAGCUCCUUCCUUUCUACAGCGGGGUCAUGUUCAUUAGGCACCAAAUGGAAGAAAAUGUACUGAUACAAAGAGGGACUAACUGGACUAGUUUAAUCCAUUUCAAAACGAUUUCUGUUGUGUCCCCUAAUGAACAGGACCCUGGUAUUGUAUCUCAUUAGUUUCUCCUCCAUGAAAGUAUCAUACCACACCCUUCGCUCUCUCCGUCCCUCAGGAAGGUGAACCAGCCGAGCCAAGGCAACAGUUCUAUACAGACAUGUCCUGUCCAGUGUGUCUACAGCAGGCUGUGCUGCCAGUGGAAACCAACUGUGGACAUCUCUUCUGUGGUGAGUAGACUGAGAGGAACAAGGAAUCAGAACCAGGCCAUAGCAGAGUAUGUGAGCAGAGCUGGAGUUGAGCGUGCCCAAUUUGACUGGAGCGUGGAUUGAGUUUCCCAAAGGCUGGAGCGUCGGCCUUCUCCCAAAGGCUGGAGCGUCGGCCUUCUCCCAAAGGCUGGAGCGUCGGCCUUCUCCCAAAGGCUGGAGCGUCGGCCUUCUCCCAAAGGCUGGAGCGUCGGCCUUCUCCCAAAGGCUGGAGCGUCGGCCUUCUCCCAAAGGCUGGAGCGUCGGCCUUCUCCCAAAGGCUGGAGCGUCGGCCUUCUCCCAAAGGCUGGAGCGUCGGCCUUCUCGCCCGCUCCAAUUUUGCUCCAGUAGCGCUCAUUUCACCAGCUCAGGGCGCGGCCCGGCCCAGCAUGCAUUUGUAGUCUACUUGUGUGCUGUUACAGCCCCUUGCUUUAGCUACUGUCAUCUAGUUUGCUAAAUCUUUUCAUAAAGAAACUGAUAAAACACACAGGUGAAAAAUCAAGGUGAGUUACAAACAAUGUUCCCUUUUUUUCGGCACUGAGCAAAUUUCAGGUCUGCUGAGCGCAAACUUGAAUGUUGUGAAAAUUCUGUGCAAAUGAGGCUGAACACGUUUUAAGUUACAGUUUUAACAGUGGCUAUUUGAUCAUAAUGUAGGCCUACCAGAGUGGCUUACCAUCAAAAACAAUGGAGAAAACGCAUCCCAUAACAUUUUAACAUGGAAAUAUCUGUUCUAUCAUUCAGCCUACAGCAGCAGCCAAUGUGUGGUGUUUAAUGUAGACCUAUAUAUGGCAAUGUUCUAUUUGCAUAUAGGCCUACUGCAGCUCUGAUUGGUUAUGCCACACCAGUCUGUGUCGAGUAGGGGCUGAGUCCUGCCUGUCAAUGCAAUAGAAUCCUACUCCGAAGCGUUCUGCCAAAAAGACAAAGACAAAAUCUCUUGCAUAGUUCGUUUUGUUUCGGUAUGUUUCAUUGAAAGUGGCUAAUAUUGCGUUGAUUCGAUCACACUUGCCACAGUAAAGGGAAAUGUUGGUAGUGUUAACAUGGAAAACUCUAGAACAGUGGUCACCAACCUUUCCUGAGUCGAGAUCACUUUGAGUCAAAAUGCAAGCCGAGAUCUACCGCUCAGAUUUUUUAAUCUUUUUUACAUGACUUAAAAAACGUAAGCCUGUGCAACAUUAACCAAUUAAAAACAGUUCUGUAGCAAUGAGGUUUGUGCGGUAAGCUAUAAGACCCACACAUUAUCACCACAUAUUAGCUUUGCUUGAAUUGCCCUGCCAAUGCAUUGUUGUUUGGACAAUUUAAAAAAAGUAUAUUUCAAAAUUUGAAGUAGGCUACAUGAUCACACCGGUCAUAGUUCUAUUGUGUUACUUGUGAAGCACAGCUGAGUGAGCAGACAUUUAAAAUCAUUUGCUUUUCAUACUGAACAAAAAUAUAAACGCAACAAUUUCAAAGAUUCUACUGAGUUACAGCUCAUAUAAGGAAAUCAGUCAAUUGAAAUACAUUUGUUAGGCCCUAGUCUAUGGAUUUUACAUGGCUGGGCAGGGGUGCAGCCAUGGGUGGGCCUGGGAAGGCAUAGGCCCACCCACUUGGCAGCCAGGUGAGCCAGGCCCAGCCAAUCAGAAUGAGUUUUUCCCCACAAAAGGGCUUUAUUACAGACAGAAAUACUCCACAGCAUUUUCCCUGUGUCCAAUGACCUUGAGCCUUCUUGGACGGGCACUUCUACUGUAAAUCUAUGGCAGCACCCAAGGGGGGCUUGAACUGCCUAGGUCUCCCUGUAGAUUCUGUGGUGACGUAGUGUCCCCAUGAGUGACAGAACACUGAGCCAAUCACGGUGCAAGUAGAGAACAUUACCAACCCCUACGCUCCGUAUUUUCCGCUGGCUGCCCCUCCACCAGAGAAAGCACUGAGCUAGGCUGAAACACCUGCAUUUUGGAGCGGCUUUAUUAACUCAAGGAGUUUAUUUGUACAUUGUUUUUUUUAUUUUUUUGGGGGUGGGGGGGGGUGGAUCAGCUUAAUAUUGCUGAUAGAUUGUAUCUUCUAUCAAUGUAAUUGUUUGCAUCACUUCCAAUCCCCCAUGUUUUUAUAUAUAUAUACUCCCCUUUAUUACUUUCCAACCCCGCCAUCCUUUCCCUACUUGGGGUAAAUUAGUGAACAACAAUGCCCAGGCCUCUACUUCCGGUCUAUACUUACUAUCUACACCUUAUUUGUACAUUGUUUGCAAACUGAUAUCUAACAUGAAUUAAUGCCAAAAUAACAUGCAAAAUAGGCCAAUUAUAAUGUACUUUUUUUUUAUGAGCACUUAUUACAGUAACCAUUCCUGUUGUUUAUUAAAAUACUUUUCAUUCAAAUCAUUUGGUUUAGUUUCAAUACUUCAAAACCAAUUGGUAGAUCCAGGUAGUCACAAAAAUAGAUGGGUGUUGGUUAAAUUGUGAUUUUAAUGAAUGGAGCGAAUUUGGAGCAGGAUUUUUUUUUCUUCCUGUGAGCGCGGAGCGGUUUUUAGCGGCGCGGUUGGAAAGCACAUGGAGCGCCUGAGAGGUGAGCAAGCAACUCUCCAUGAGCUAUGAGUGGGAUUUCCAACCGCUCAACUCUGCUCACAUACUCUGGUGUGCAUAGAGUCAGUACAGGUAGGGUCAGUACAGGUAGGGUCAGUACAGGUAGGGUCAGUACAGGUAGGGUCAGUACAGGAACAAGGAAUUAGAACCAGGCCAGCUAUUGACUGAUUUUAAGCCAUUGGAUGAUAGAUCCAUCUGGAUAUGAUCAAGUUUUCCUGUAUUUUGAAGGUUCUUGUGUAAUUGCGUAUUGGAGAUAUGGGACGUGGCUCGGUGCAAUCAGUUGUCCCAUCUGCAGACAAAUGGUGAGACUAAAUGCUGGUUACAGCUUUUUCCUGUGCCUGCUUUCAACACAUUUUGUUAUCGUACACACCUAGUAAUACAACUUAUCCACACAUUGUUAAAACAUACAGUACCUUAACUAUUCUUUUGGAUUCUGAAAUGAAAUGAAAAUAAUAUUUACAACAGAGUGUAGUAGUGCAGUUGUUCUCACGAACAUCUCUCUCCUAUGUGAACAGGUGACCCUGCUCUUCCCGCUCUUCCAUGAGCAUCCCUCCCCUCAGCAGGUGCAGGAUGGAAUGGUUGAACCACUCCUCGUCCUCCGGGAUCUCAACGACUACAACCGCAGGUUCUCAGGACAACCCAGAUCUGUGAGUUUAAUUUGCCACAUCAGUAUUUCUCUCAUGCACUUAGAGAGAAUUAUUAUUAUUAUUAUUAUUAUUAGUGGAUAAACUGAAAGAAGCACUGGAUAAACCGAGAGAGAGUCUGCGCUGAAUUGAUUCCUUGAAAUUUCCGUUCAUUGAAUUUAAAUCAUAGUUACUCACUCCCCAUUCUGUGCUGUGAUGUCAUAUUUAAGCACUGCUGGUCCCAGAUCUGUUUGCGCCGUCUCGCCAAACUGUAUUGCGUUGCCAAUGAUCAUAGGAGUUGGCAAGACGGCACGAACACAUCUGGAAUCCGACUAAUGCUACUGCUUCAACACUGCCUUUUUAACUCCGCUGCUCUCCCCCGUCUCAGCUGAUGGACCGGCUGCGUGACGUGCCCACGUUGCUGCGCCACCUCUCCAGGGAGAUGUUCUCCGUAGGGGGCCUGUUCUGGAUGUUCCGGAUCCGUGUCCUGCUGUGUCUGAUCGGGGCUCUGACCUACCUGGCCUCCCCUCUGGACUUGAUCCCUGAGGCUCUGUUCGGCCUGCUAGGCUUCAUGGACGACAUCUUCCUCAUCCUACUCCUCUUCAUCUACAUCUCCAUCAUGUAUAGAGAGGUGGUGACCCAGAGACUGGCAGACUGA